Messenger RNA from Myripristis murdjan (pinecone soldierfish), 1771 nucleotides. It is a transcript of the gene crym, whose product is annotated as crystallin, mu. The record is from RefSeq and is a predicted model, not a curated record. Gene Ontology annotation, cellular component: cytoplasm. Gene Ontology annotation, molecular function: thyroid hormone binding. The transcript has 8 exons. NCBI's taxonomy places the organism in Eukaryota, Metazoa, Chordata, Actinopteri, Holocentriformes, Holocentridae. The coding region runs from base 7 to 1197 and encodes 396 amino acids. Gene Ontology annotation, biological process: thyroid hormone metabolic process.
UGUCUUAUGUUUUUGGUAAGAGGUUUGUGUUUGCCAUCUUUUGACUGUGGCUCAGCUUUUCACGCAGCUUUGUGUGCGCAGGCGCUCCUCAGAAAAGCGCAAAACGAGCCCACUAUUCGUUCACGUUGUUGCGGAGUUUCCGUGGCGCCGCCCCUGAGUCCAGCUGAAGUUGCGCUGCCCACAGUGCGGCUCUUGAAUGCAGCUCUGGACUCUGAACCCCGCAGCUCAGAGCGUCCCGGGACACACACCAUGGCCGCAGCUCCUGUUGUCAUCAGCCAGGACGAGGUGAGAAGUCUGCUGCGCUACAGAGACCUGAUCCCCAGGCUGGAGGACGCCUUGGCCAAGUUUUCCAGACGGGACAGCGCCGACGUGAUCCAGCCCGUCCGCAGCACCGUCCCGCUGAGGAAACACGACGGAUACUUUGGAUUGAUGCCUACUUACAUGGAGAAUGAUGGCGUCCUGUGCACUAAAGUGCUGUGCUUCUACAAGCGUCAGGCCGGCUCCGCCUUGCCGUCGGUGCAGAGCACAGUGCUGAUCUUGGAUCCAGAGUAUGGCAACGUCCAAGCCGUUAUCGAUGGGGAGGUCAUCACAGGCAUGAGGACAGCCGCAGCUUCAGCAAUCUCUGCUAAACUGCUGAUGCCAGCGAGAGCCGAGGUGCUGGCCAUCCUGGGGAGCGGCCAUCAGGCCCGGAGCCACUACAGCGUCUUCACGGAAAUAUUCACAUUUAAGGAGGUGCGUGUGUGGAGCCAGACGAGGGCGUCGGCGGAGAGGUUCAGCGACUGGGCGGGCGGUGCGGUGAGGGUGUGUGGCUCAGCCGAGGAGGCAGUGAGGGGGGCCGACGUUAUAGUGACUGUGACUAGAGCCACCGAGCCCGUCCUGCUUGGCCAGUGGAUCAAACCCGGAGCCCACGUGGCAGCGGUGGGAGCCUGCAGGCCAGACUGGCGGGAGCUGGACGACGCGCUGAUGAAGGAGGCGGUGGUGUACGCCGACAGCAAGGAGGGAGCCAAGGCUGAGUCUGGUGACAUCAUCCUGUCCGGGGCUGAGGUGUUUGCGGAGCUCGGCGACAUCCUGAACGGCACGAGUCCUGCUCACAGAGAGAAGACGACUGUGUUCAAAUCCCUCGGAAUGGGACUUGAAGACGCUGUGUCUGCCAAGCUGGUGUUCGACCGCUGGAGGGCCAAAAACAGCCAAACAUGAGGGAGUCAGCCACCAAGACAGAGUGCCGAAAUAUGAAUCACAUGAUACUGAAUUUUCCCUCUUUCUCCUCACUUUUAUGGCUAAAGCUCAUGAAGAUCAAACAGGCAGAAAAAUCCAUACAAGCUCGUAGAUGUUACUUCAUGAAUUCUGGGGCAUCCAUUUCAGGAGAGGCCACUGCUGUAAAAUCUUAGCCUGCCUGUAAUGUUUUUAUAGAGUCUGGCAGCUUGACUCAGUGUCAGAGUCCAGUGUGGUCAUUUUGUUAUGGCCCCGUCCUGAACAGAAAUGUGAUUAGACAGCUGAUAUGGCAGACACAAGGUGAUGUUAAAUUCAUUUAUUUGCUUUUUUUUGUUUGUUUGUUUCAUUGAUAUAACUGUAUUAUCCCAAAUAACACAAGGUGCUUCUAAAUGAAUUGAUCUGCUUCUCAAAACAGAAUGUAUUUUGCUUUGUUAACAGAAAAACAACACCAGAUUUCAUCAGGGGGAUGAAGUGUGUACUUUGAAACACUACUAAAACUGAACUGCCCUAUUCAUUUUAUUGCCCUAGUGCAAUGAAAUGAAUUGUACUAAUAAACGAG